UUGAGUUUUAAUUUUGUUCAAAUUUUUUUUUGAUUGUUUACAAUUAACUCUCUUAAUGGACAUUUUUUGGAUAAUCAAACCAUUUUUUUCACUUGAUUUCAUUUUAAUCUAUUUAAUUGUUACAGUUAAAUUUUCCCAGUCAUUAGAUGAUUAUGGUGACAGUCCAGAGAUAAUUAAAUCUCGAGGAUUUAAUUGUGAAAUUCACAAGAUUGUUACAAGUGAUGGUUAUAUACUAACCAUGUUUAGGAUUGUUAACCCGUUAAUUGUUAAACAACAGCAAUUAAGAAAACCACCAAAUCGAUUGGUAAAUAAUUACAAGCCUAUUAUACUUCAAAGUGGAUUAGGUGGCUCAUCUGAUGAUUAUAUUUUCAGUUCACCUGAUGGUCAAGUUGAUGAAUCUUUGUUAAAUAAUCCAAAUGUUGACCAGUUAAUUAACUAUUACAAUGGUACUGGUCGCAAUUUAGGUUUUCUACUCGCAAAUCUUGGUUAUGAUGUUUGGUUAACUAAUUUUCGAGCUAAUUAUUACUCUCGGAAUCAUACAACUUUAGAUCCUGAUUCAACAGAGUUUUGGACAACAGGUCUUGAUGAAAUGGCCACGAUCGAUUUACCAACUACAAUUGAUUAUAUUUUGAAUUCCACUAAAAGAAAGACUGUUGGAUAUAUUGGAUUGUCUCGAGGAUGUGCUGUCAUGUUUGCUCUUUUAUCAGAGAGACUUGAAUACACGGAAAAAGUUAAACCGUUCAUCGCAAUGGCUCCAGCGGUUUUCGUUGGUCGUUGGUCAGUUAAUUUGUUUAAAGCGAUUCUUGUAAAUGUGAACAGUUUAUUACGAUAUUUGGCACGCAAGAGCCCAGUCGAGUGUUUUGGUCGAGGGUUUCCAAAGAAAAUGUAUCAAUUAUGCCACAAUUCAGAGUUUAAUCCAUUCUGUUCAAUUGGUCAACAUUAUUUAUCCUUUUUACUUGGUGAUCAUACAAAUCUAACUCGUAUGGGAAUCUAUUUGACUCACUUUCCCGCUGGGUCACCAUGUCUUGAUUAUAUUCAUUACUUUCAAAUUGGACUAAGUGGUCGAUUUCAUAAACUUGAUUAUGGUGAAAAGGAAAAUUAUCUCCGGUAUAAUCAAUCUAGUCCACCAGAUUAUCCAUUGGAAAAGAUUAGAUCAAAGGACAUUUACAUAUUCAAUUCGAAAGGAGAUAAACUCGUAACUCCAAAUAAUGUGGUGAAAUUGGUGGAUAAACUGAAAGUCAAGCCAAAAGAAUGGAAAGUAAUCAAUAGAUUGGAUUUUGACCAUUUAGACUUCAUCUUUUCAUUGGAACUUGGCGUUGAAGUUAAUCGAGAUAUAGUUCGUAUUUUGUCCUAUUAUUGACGAUUAGAUCAAGUUCGAAGUACUAACAAUCUAUAAAUAUGGUCUAUGUGAAAAAAAUCGAACCUCAAACACCAAAGAUUUCGCCAAAGUGUUCAUCAUGAUUAGUGAGCUAUUUAAGACUUUGUAAUCAAUAGAAACUGGAAAUAAAUAGUAAUCAUGAUAAACCAAUACAAUCGACAAUUUAAUUUAUUAAAUCUCUAAAUCGAUAGAUUGACAUUGAAAAGGAGAAGAAGAAAAAAUCAAUCAACAAGUUGAUUGUCUUUACAUGUUAAUCAAUUCUCAAUCGACCAACAAUUUAAUCGCUAAUCAAUAACUGUAAUCUACCAACUUUUGUUUUCCUAAUGAUUUCUAACUGUAUCAAUUGAUUUACCCUUAAUUGUUAAAGUGUUUCAAAUAACAAUUGAUUGAAUUAACCAUAUAAUCAUUUUUUUUUAAAAUAGAAUCUUUAAUUGCUCCUCACUAACAAUCAAACCUCAAGUACAUUAAACUAAUAGCAAUUAAAUUGAAUGGAAAACAGGAUAAGACAAAACAAAAACGAUUCAAUUUGUUUCUAUUGAAAAAUGGAUUUCCUAUUAAUCCAAAUAAAUCUCACCAAUAGAAAC
Panonychus citri (citrus red mite) is the source of this 1962-nucleotide messenger RNA. RefSeq names its product gastric triacylglycerol lipase-like. Bases 56 to 1360 code for a protein of 434 amino acids. NCBI's taxonomy places the organism in Eukaryota, Metazoa, Arthropoda, Arachnida, Trombidiformes, Tetranychidae. Gene Ontology annotation, biological process: lipid metabolic process. The transcript has 4 exons. The record is from RefSeq and is a predicted model, not a curated record. Gene Ontology annotation, molecular function: hydrolase activity, acting on ester bonds.